Danaus chrysippus (African queen) is the source of this 1584-nucleotide messenger RNA. NCBI's taxonomy places the organism in Eukaryota, Metazoa, Arthropoda, Insecta, Lepidoptera, Nymphalidae. The record is from the annotation of a GenBank genome assembly.
AUGUCCGAAGAAAUUGAAACUUAUUGCCGGCUUUGUGCCGAACCGACGCCUAAAACCCAGCUCAUAGAACCAGAAGAAGAUGUAGCUAUUACUUCCAAAAUACUCGCCAAACUAACCUGGAUCAACGUCGACGUGUCUGUAUCCAACGGUCUUCCGAAUACAAUUUGUUUCUCCUGCUUCGAUCAACUCGAGAGAACUUGGGCUUUCUUAAACAAUGUAAGGUGUGCACAAGACAAAUUAAAUACGAUAUUUAAAAAGGAAUCCGUGGAAAAAGUUAUUGAAAUCGAUUCGAAAAACAAUUUGAAUUGCCAGAAUGUUGCUGGGAAACCUCUGGAUAAGGAUUGGGAGGCAGUCGAAGGUUUCAAAUCGGAAAUUAAAGUUGAAAACGCUGAGAUAUUACAAGUUAUACCGAUAACGGACAUAAAAGCGGAAGCAGAUAGCGAAGAAGAUUUUAAACUAAGAAUAGAUUAUGAUAGUUUAGAUUUAAGUUCGACUGAUAGCGAAGCACCGUUAGUUGUAACCAAAAAGAACAAGAAAUUAAAACGUAAAGUUAGAGAGAGUAAGAAAGAUGUGAAUGAAAUCUCCGUAGACUCAAUUGUAUCAUCUUGGGACGACCAAGGCUGUAGGUGUGCCGAGUGCGAUGCUCAAUGUAAAAGCAUAUUAUCAUUACAAUUACAUUCAAUCCAAAUACAUAAUAGCUGUUGCGUUUUCAAAUGUAUAGAUUGUUCGAAAGUCGCUAGAGGUUACCGAUCAUUUAUAAGACACAUACGAACACACAACAGAGAUUUAAGACACUGUUGUGAGUAUUGCAACGAAAUAUUUAGCUCGAUAUCCAAACUAAAAUUACAUAAAGUCAAAGAGCAUAGAUUUGUUUUCAAAACUAAAUGCACAUCUUGCGGUGCGAGUUUCGAUACCGUCGAGCAAUUAAACGAACAUAAAGCACUAUUUGUUAAGGAUGCAAAGAAGAUUAAAAUAUCUGAAACGAUCAAAGAGGAAAGUACUGAAAUGAAAUGUGAUCAUUGUGAGAAAGUUUUCAAAACGAGAGCCAAUCUAUUGCAGCAUAAGUUACUGCAUACCGAGAGGAUAAGGAAUUUUGCAUGUCAUAUAUGCGGCAAAAUGUUCUUCACUAAGGGCACUUUAGUAACACAUAUGGUUACUCACGAAGAUACAAAGCCCUUUAAAUGCGAUCACUGUCCGUUGACCUUCCGAGCUAAGGGCAAUCUUAUAUCUCAUAUAUCAUUACAUUCUGGCCUCAAACCGUUUAUAUGUGAACAGUGUGGUAAAAGCUUCAGAGUUAAACGACACUUAAUGUCUCAUUCCAUAGUACAUACAGAUUUAAGACCAUUUGUUUGUGAGUAUUGUCAUAAGGCAUUCCGUUUUAAGACUCGUUUAAAUCUCCACCUACGACAACACACUGGAGUUAAACCGUACAAAUGUGUAUACUGCCAACGAGACUUCACAAACGGAUCGAAUUAUAAGAAACACAUGAAAAGACGGCACGGCAUCGAUACAUCAUCAAGAAUUAUGUUCAAUAACUCAAAUCCAGUUAAAGUUGGUUCUUUUAAUUUGAAAGCUAACUCAUAA